CCGCGGCCGGGGGAGCGGAGGCGGCGGUGACAGCGGGGGGCGAGUGCCACGGGGCGGGGACGGGGGGGGGUCGCUGGGGUCCCCCCGUCGCGGGGCAGCGCCGUCAGCCCCGCGGCUGGCGGGACCCGCAGGACCUGGGUCGGGGCGGCCGGGGCUGCUCCGUUCCCCGCAGCCGGGAGGUGCCGGGGCCGUGAGUCCCCUGCGGGGGUCGGGCCCUGAGGACGCUCCCCUGGGACCCUCGCCUGGAGCGUGCGACGCAGGGGGACGGGCUGUCCCGGGGGACCGGCUGUCCCGAGGGCCAGCAGCGAGUCCCAGUGUAGGGACCGUGCUGGGCCCGUCCUGGGCGGGGGUCCCGCCGCAGCUGGGCCGGUGCCGGGUUUAAGCCCUGACGUACACUGGGGACGUCGUGCUCCGUCUGUCCCCGCACCGGCGCCGCGGGAUGCGCCCAGGGCAGCCCCACAUCUCGGCAUGGUGCCGCAGACCCCCAGCACCACCCGCCAUGGACGACAUCUUCACGCAGUGCCGAGAGGGCAACGCGGUGGCCGUGCGCCUCUGGCUGGACAACACUGAGAACGACCUCAACCAGGGGGAUGACCACGGCUUCAGCCCCCUGCACUGGGCCUGCCGCGAGGGCCGCUCCAACGUGGUGGACAUGCUCAUCAUGCGGGGGGCACGCAUCAACGUGAUGAACCGCGGGGACGACACCCCCCUGCACCUGGCUGCCAGCCACGGCCACCGCGACAUCGUGCAGAAGCUGAUGCAGUUCAAAGCAGACAUCAACGCCGUGAACGAGCACGGGAACACGCCUCUGCACUACGCCUGCUUCUGGGGCCACGACCAGGUGGCCGAGGACCUGGUGGGCAACGGGGCCUUGGUCAGCAUUGCCAACAAAUACGGCGAGACGCCCAUCGACAAAGCCAAGACGCCGCUGCGAGAGGUCUUGAAAGAGCGUGCCGAGAAGCUGGGCCAGAGCCUCACCAAGAUCCCCUACAAGGACACCUUCUGGAAGGGCACGACCCGCACGCGUCCCAGAAACGGGACUCUCAACAAACUCGCUGGAAUAGACUUCAAACAGCUGAGCUUGAGCCAAAAACUCAACGAGAACCAGUCAGGAGAGCUGUGGAAGGGGCGCUGGCAAGGCAACGACAUUGUCAUCAAAAUGCUGAAAAUCCGGGACUGGACAACUCGGAAGAGCCGAGACUUCAACGAGGAGUACCCAAAGCUGCGGAUCUUCUCUCACCCCAACGUGCUGCCGGUGCUGGGCGCCUGCCAGUCCCCCCCGGCGCCGCACCCCAUCGUCAUCAGCCACUGGAUGCCCUACGGCUCCCUCUACAACGUGUUGCACGAGGGGACAAACUUUGUGGUGGACCAGAUGCAGGCCGUGAAAUUCGCCUUCGACAUCGCGCGGGGCAUGGCCUUCCUGCACACGCUGGAGCCCCUCAUCCCGCGCCACCACCUCAACAGCCGCAGCGUCAUGAUUGAUGACGACAUGACGGCGCGGAUCAGCAUGGCUGACGUGAAGUUCUCCUUCCAGUGCCCGGGGAGGAUGUACGCGCCGGCUUGGGUGGCGCCAGAAGCCUUGCAGAAGAAGCCAGAGGAGAUUAACAGGCGCUCGGCCGACAUGUGGAGCUUCGCCGUGCUGCUGUGGGAGCUGGUGACCCGCGAGGUGCCGUUCGCAGACUUGUCCAACAUGGAGAUAGGCAUGAAGGUGGCCCUGGAGGGGUUGCGCCCAACCAUCCCACCGGGCAUCUCCCCACACAUCUGCAAGCUGAUGAAGAUCUGCAUGAACGAGGACCCAGCCAAGCGCCCCAAGUUUGACAUGAUCGUACCCAUCCUGGAGAAGAUGCAGGAGAAGUAGAGCGGGAGGCGCCUCCCCGCCAGCCGACGCUGCCACGCUUCCCUCCCCGCCACCCCCAAGUGCCUUCUUGCACCCCGGAGCCGAGGGAGAGCAGGGACUGUCCCUUCCCCCCCGAGCCAGCCACGGACACACGGUACAGACGGCGCUGCCUUCCCGGGAGCUGCUCUGCAGCCCCCAGACGCUGCAGCACCACAUCGACGGCAGCGCCUCCUCCCUCCCCGGCAGCUUCGGGCAGAGACUGAGCAGGGGCCUGGCCGCGACCCUGCGCCGCCGGGACGGAGCUGUGGAGCCACCCCCCCGGCCUUUCCCGGUCCCCAGGCCCGAGCAGCUCACCCACCUCGCGGUCUCACGUCAGGCAGCGCCCCGUCCCGGUGCUCGCCCCUAGCGCGGACGGCGGGGUGACACCCGGCACCACCCCAGCUUCGCGCUUCACUCUCUUUAUCGUUUCCAUCCAGCCCACGUGGAAAAGCCGCCAGCAGCUGAAAUAAACGUUUGUAAUGAAAACCGGCUGCUGGUGCAGGGGUGCGUGCGUGCACACAAAGGCGGGGGCCGCCCGACCCUCCGCCGAGCCCUCGGCUCCGGGUCUGCGCCUGCACCAACCCUCCUCCCGUGACCGGAGCAGGGGGAGGGGGGGCGGCUCUGACAGCAGCCCCCCUCCAGAGAGAAGGCCCCGGGUGUCCGCAGGGCCCCCCGGCGUCGCUCUGAGGAUGGCAGGAAUGCUUGGGAGGAAGAUGAGAAGGGUGGAGCGGUCCUUUUCCCACUGCCCCCCCUUUCCAUCAGCUUCCUGAGGCAGGGCUGAGCCCUCCUGGGAACGGCAGAAAGUGCAACUACGGC
Messenger RNA from Chroicocephalus ridibundus (black-headed gull), 2692 nucleotides. RefSeq names its product integrin linked kinase (gene ILK). Gene Ontology annotation, molecular function: protein binding; protein kinase activity; ATP binding. The record is from RefSeq and is a predicted model, not a curated record. The transcript is spliced from 13 exons. Lineage: Eukaryota; Metazoa; Chordata; Aves; Charadriiformes; Laridae. Gene Ontology annotation, biological process: signal transduction; protein phosphorylation. Gene Ontology annotation, cellular component: cytoplasm. Bases 440 to 1858 code for a protein of 472 amino acids.